Messenger RNA from Fomitiporia mediterranea MF3/22, 2106 nucleotides. RefSeq names its product WD40 repeat-like protein. Lineage: Eukaryota; Fungi; Basidiomycota; Agaricomycetes; Hymenochaetales; Hymenochaetaceae. The record is from RefSeq and is a predicted model, not a curated record. Gene Ontology annotation, biological process: negative regulation of transcription by RNA polymerase II. Gene Ontology annotation, molecular function: protein binding. Gene Ontology annotation, cellular component: transcription repressor complex; nucleus. Bases 1 to 2106 code for a protein of 701 amino acids. The transcript has 3 exons.
AUGGCCCAGGAUUAUGUGGAUAAUCAAGGCUCUUCCGGUUGCUUCUGGGUUGACCCAAGCGUAGCCCACACGAACUUGGCUCGUGGAUGUUUUCAUGUCUUACGUAUGCAGCUCAAGUUCAAUAUAUGCAGCCUGGAGUCGUUGUAUCUAAAAAAUGAAGACGUCCCGUAUUUGAGCUCUGUAGUCGAGGCGAAGAUUCCAGAGAGUCUCCGGCGUAGUAGUUUAUAUUGGAUGUACCAUAUUUCACAAGCGGAAAACGACCGAGAAUUGCAAGACUAUGCAGUAGAGCUACUUUGCUCUCCUAGGGCAUUCUUUUGGAUUGAAGUCCUAGUCUUAUUGGGCGCUCUCGAAAAGGCGAAGGAGAUUCUAUUACAGUGUAUUGAUCAUUUUAAAGGAAUAGACGAGAUCGCUCAUGCUGCAACCGAACUGCAUAGCUUCAUCUCUGCCCGUCACAACGUAACUGCUGUCAGCGUGUCUCACUUGUACGUCUCUGCAUUGGCAUGGGUACUGCCAGACUGCUCCAUAGUGCAACAUGAGACCACCGCUUUCUAUGAAUGGAAGUCACCCUUGUCGGACGACAAACCUCCCAAGCACAUGUCCCCCUCACAUAACCCCAACCACACUUUGCUGCGUGACGCCGACAUUUCACUUCUCAAAGGAGAUACAAGACAUAUACGGGAAGCCAGAUACACACCAGAUGGAGGUGCAGUCAUCUCCUCGACAUAUGAUGGCAUGUUGCGGAUAUGGGAUGCUAAAAGCGGACAGAGCCGUUCGCAUGUCACGUGCCUGGAAUUUGGGCUAGCCUAUUCACCCGAUGGGAGCAGGAUAGCUUCUGGCUCAGACGAUGGAAAAUUGCGCACAUGGGAUGCUCUCACUGGUGCAUUUCUUUUUGAAUCUUGUGACGGUCAAAAAAGCUGGAUCAGUACCCUUGCAUAUUCACCCGAUGGGACCAGAAUCGUGUCUGGUUCUUAUAACGAGACACUGCAAAUUUGGGACGCGCAGAGCGGCACACAAGUCGGUGAGCCUCUCGGGGGACACAAGGGUGGGAUUUGGGCCGUUGCAUACGCUCCAGACGGGAGCAGGAUUGUGUCGGGCUCUGUCGAUAGCACUCUACUGAUCUGGGAUGCACAAAGCGGCGAACCCAUCGGUGCACCACUCGAGGGUCACAAUAGCUCGGUCAGCAGCGUUGCUUAUUCUCCCGACGGGACGAGGAUCGUGUCGUGCUCUGAGGACAGGACACUAAGGAUCUGGGACACACGAAGAGGCAGACCUAUUGGUAAAUCUCUCGAGGGUCAUGGCAGUGAGAUUUAUGUUGCAUAUUCUCCGGACGGGAGCAGACUCGUCUAUGGGUCUUGUGACACGACGCUGCGAAUCUUGGACGCUUACACUGGAGAAUCGAUCGGUGAGCCUCUCAGCGGUCACGAGAGCCGGGUCGUAUCCGUCACAUACUCUCCAGACGGAAAUAGAAUAGCUUCUGGAUCCUGGGACGGGACGAUACGUAUUUGGGAUGCACACAAUGGCACAUAUAUCAAGACAAUGUUCCUCGGUGAAAGUCGAUGGGAUCCUGAAGCACAAUGUUUCUUAACGGUUGCCAGAAACUGUUAUAGGCUUUUCAUUGUACUUACUGCCAAUCCUUCAACUAUCCUGGAUGAUGGCUGGCUUCAGACACUGGACGGUAGCCCGUUUCUGUGGGUCCCCCCAAAACAUCGACGCAGUGUAUGCCAUAUAGGCCAAAUCCACAUUCCGAACAACAAGGAUAGAAGGGUCAUGUACAUUGACUGGACGAAGGUUCCUCAUGGGAAGGACUGGACGAAGAUUAUGCGUGACGGAUCCGCAUCAACCGAAACGACUCAUCUGACAUCCACCACUCCUUUAUCCAAAAGUCCCAAUACCACGUCCCGUCAUACUUCUCGCUUUUUAUCCGUUUCUUCUGUAUUGCGAGGAGGAAUUGGUAGUAAUACCAUUGGCCACCGCAGUCUCCUUAGUCCUAGAACGAACUUAGUGUCGAGUGAAGAGAAUGUAGCGAGUCUGAAGAGGGCGGCGGGAGCGUCAGGAUCGCCGUGCAAUAUGGAGUUGAAGAGUUUAGGUCGGAGGACGAUUCGCUGA